UCUCUUCGUCAUUCUAUCCGUCUUUCCCAGGUGUACCUCCAGUCCCAAGACAUGUCCUGCUACUCCCAGUGUGUGCCAUGCCAGCCCUGCGGCCCGACCCCUCUGGCCAGCAGCUGCAACGAGCCCUGUGUCAGGCAGUGCCAGAACGCCAACGUUGUCCUUGAGCCCUCUCCCGUGGUGGUGACCCUGCCCGGACCCAUCCUCAGCUCCUUCCCGCAGAACACCGUCGUGGGCUCCUCCACCUCCGCUGCUGUUGGCAGCAUCCUCAGCUCUGAGGGCGUGCCCAUCACGUCGGGGGGCUUGGACUUGUCCGGCUUGGGCAGCCGUUACUGUGGCAGAAGGUACCUGCCAUGCUAA
Molecule: messenger RNA, 357 nt
Organism: Phasianus colchicus (ring-necked pheasant)
Lineage: Eukaryota; Metazoa; Chordata; Aves; Galliformes; Phasianidae
Source: RefSeq, a predicted model, not a curated record